This is a messenger RNA of Anneissia japonica, 3382 nucleotides long. Its product is annotated as probable ribonuclease ZC3H12D. The transcript is spliced from 6 exons. Gene Ontology annotation, molecular function: mRNA binding; RNA endonuclease activity. Gene Ontology annotation, cellular component: nucleus; cytoplasmic ribonucleoprotein granule. The record is from RefSeq and is a predicted model, not a curated record. The coding region runs from base 200 to 2605 and encodes 801 amino acids. Lineage: Eukaryota; Metazoa; Echinodermata; Crinoidea; Comatulida; Comatulidae.
GUCAGCCACCAAUAUUUCUUGCUGCUGAGAAGGAGGCCUUCGCAUUGUACAUAAGUUGUUGGUAGGUUACUGAGGAAAUUUCCUGCGCUAGAGCUGGCUAGUCACGCCGUUAUGGAAGAUGGAUCUAUCGCCUUUGAUUAUGUUAACUAAACAACUCUAUACAUUUUCUUUUAGAUGACAUAUAUUUUGUAAAACAAAGAUGGAAGAAUUUGUUAUACGCGAUUUAGCGCGGAAGACUUUAGAAGCAAAUAAACGUAAAAUUGAAGACCAAUUUGGAGUUGUCGUUGGUCUUGACUUAGUGGAUCAGGGAUAUGGCUCAGGAGGAAUUAUUGGGGCCAAUAACUACGGACAUGGAAAUGAUAUGUGGGUACAGAUUGCUAAUUCUGGCGCUGAAAGCAGCCGAGAAAAUGUAAAGACAGCAAAAAAAUACGUCCUGGCGUUAUGUGGAAGUGAACUUGAGCAGACGGUACCAUACCCGCCAGAACUUACCGAACAGAUUCUAAAAAGAAUCGACAAUUUUGAGCGGGAAUGUGGAGCAGUGAUUAGGAAUAUUCCAAAUGAAUACAAACUGAAGAUAACUGCAUCGGAGGAAUUCAGUUUAAUAACGGCAUGUAUGCUGGUAGAAACAGAAAUAAUGAGGAAUGCAGAUGUAUGCGAUCAAUAUUCUUCUGUUAGUACCGAGUUCGACUCAAAUAUUUCUAACAAAGAAACGAACAAUAUCACAACGGACACUGCAGAUCUUUGUAAAAUAUCAGUGACAGAUGGAAAUCGUGAGAUUACACCCAAAGAGAAUUUACUGUUAAACCAGGCACAUGAUGAUGAUGAUGAAAAUCAAAAUGAAGCAUCGAUAAAAAAAUACUCGGAUAUGUUAGAUUUUGUACUUAAGUUAGGUUAUACGAGGAAUCAAUUAGAUCAAGUUUUACCGCAGCUUGGGACUGAUGCAGACAGAAAUGAUGUGUUGGGGGCUUUAGAACGUUCAUCGUCUACCCCAACAGAUCUUGAUAGGAACAACUCAAUUACGAUUUCUGGUGAUGUCGCUGAUUGUCAGCAAGUCAUUGAUGAUGCUGAAAAUCUCCGUCCAAUCAUCAUUGAUGGGAGCAACGUUGCCAUGAGCUUUGGUCGUAAAGAAGUAUUUGAAUGUAGAGGAAUAAAGAUUGUAGUUGACUGGUUCAAGAAGAGGUCGCACUCAACUAUCAUCGUAUUUGUACCAGAAUGGCGAAAGGAAUCUUCAAAACCAAACACAUUAAUUGAGGAUCAACACUUAAUGAUUGAACUGGAAAGAGAGGGAAUUUUGGUUUUCACGCCAUCCCGCCGAGUAAACGGUAUGCGAAAAACCUGCUACGACGAUCGUUACAUUGUUAAAACGGCCGUAGAUUUAGAUGGUAUUAUCGUCUCAAAAGACAACUUCCGGGACCUUCAAAAUGAAAAUCUAGAAUGGAAGAAAUUCAUUGCUGAACGAUUACUGAUGUAUGCGUUUGUCACAGACAAGUUCAUGCCACCUGAUGAUCCUCUGGGUCGUAAUGGACCAAGUCUUGACAACUUCCUCCGCAUCAAACCUACUCAAGUGGAACCAAUUACACAUUGUCCCUAUGGAACGAAAUGUACCUUUGGAAACAAGUGUAAAUAUUUCCACGCCGACAGGCCACGGUAUAAAUCGGUUGCUGAUAGUCUAAAGGACAAUCACAAAUAUAGGAAUAAAACAAAAUCUCCAACCGGUGAGAAGCUUGGUUUAGAGCCUCGACCAACAUCGUUCACAGCGCCGUUGUUGUCGAGGAGGGAGGAUACAACAAACCAAUCCGGAAGCUAUUCUCAAACACGCAGGACAUCAGACGCAGCAUCAUCAUUACCCCAGUAUACCAAGGAAUUACAGCGCAAUGGGCAAGGACACUCAGAGCCAGUGCAUUUCAUCGCAACAAAUCAACAUCAUACUUUUCCUCUUGUGUCUUCACAACCGAAAGCGUACGGACAGUCACAUACUGAGCCGCUUCCUCCUGGGUACACCAAGAGGCCUGGCCGAUCCAGUAACCCACAGGAUUACCAAAAUUCUCUAGCCAGUGAAAUGAGCCACAUGCAACUUAGAUCUCAAAGUGAUUAUCAGCAAGAUAUUCUGCCUACAUACGUCUCAACAGUACCGCAUCAUAUCACAAGGAGGCCUAGCUAUCCCGGCUUUGGCCCUCAGGUUCCAGUGGCACACUAUAACACUCCGUACGCAACACAAUCUGGACAAUACUACCAUGAGAUACCUAAUCAGUUUGAUUCGUAUCCACAAGCUCCAACGGAGAGAGCUAUGCGUUCCAAGGGCCCUAUGGAACCAUAUCCGUAUACUAGGCCAGCUCGUGUAACUCAUUCACCCUACAUUUCUUCACAUGCAUCGAAUAAUCCUUCUCAAGUCAAAACUAUAUCGAGCAAUGCACCGCAGCCGUCUGUUGUUUCUGCCCCACCAAAGACGCAAGAGAGGCCUGAUGGAUUUGAGAAAAAACGACGAAACAUGAAACAUCAUCUGAGUGCUCUCUUUGGCCAGCAAGCCGUUGAGAGAGCAAUGUUGAAGUUACCCGAUACCACAGAUCCCUCAGAAAUAGUAGCGGUCUUGAACAAUGUGAAGUAAACAGGAUCUGAGAGUUAUGCCUGUCAGCUGUGGUCUGACAAAUAUGUGAAGACCUAACAGUUACCUUGAUAUGGUAUAUUGACAGAGUAUGAUGAUGAUGCUCAAAACUCCAACAUUGCUGAGUAAACAAAGAAAUUAUUGAUGAAAUGAUAGAGCUUUGUCUUGCUGCAAUUGUUGGAUUGGGAAAUCGUUUCAAUGCUGAUACUUGGCUUGGUGAAUGCAAUUUUGUUUUCCCGAGUUCCUGCUUUCAGGAAAUGCAAAGUUGGUUUACCCUACUGUGAAACUUACCAUUUUACGAUCCAUUAAUUUUUACGAAAUCCAUGAAUAAAAAUAAAUGGUCGUACAAUGUUGGGGCAGUAGGCUUUUAAUAAUAUCUGGAGCCACUUUUUAGGCAGGCAGGUCUGCCUCUAGGCAUUUCCUUGGUUGCAGAGCCAAAUUCGGUGAAGCAGAGACUUCUACAUGAAAAUACCUGGCUGUGAUCCUCAGAAUGUUAUACUAAUGUAACCAAGUAUAUUUUGCUUUUAUAAUUGGAUAACACCUAUGCAGAAAAAAGCUUAACGGUGUAAAAGUGAACGUUUUUCCACUACGAGAAAUUUCCGACCAGAAUGGAACCUGAAGAUCGAGUGCACAAAUCAAACCGGGUGAACACUUGUGAUUGAUGUGCAAGAUUGACCUAGAAUAGACCUAUCCGGAGUGUUAAUCAAACUAAACAACUGACUAAUGAGAACAACGUUAGGAAUACGCACGCGUCUCACAAACACACGUGUUGUCCCACAA